UCCUACCCCAAAACCUUUAGGUCCCACGCAUACCAUAGAAAAGAAGCAGGGCUCGUCUCGUGUAAUUUUAUUUUACUCUUUACAGUGACUGGGUUUCUAUUCUUAAAGGAUUUUUUUAACGAAGGACUUGAUCAUUCACUCGUUUUGAUGCACAUAUUACUUCAACUGGAAGAUAUUCUGAUCCCUAAAAACUGAUCACUAUAGUUUGUUUAUUAUUAAUUUUAUUCCCCUCCUUCUUAUUUUUGUAUUUACCUGCUUCCUAAGGCUUAGCUUCUUGCUUCUCUUUUUCGGUCGUACAUAAAUAAGUUUGAUCGGGUUCUCUGCUGACCCUGGUUUUUACUUGUCUUUUCUUUCCCGUAAUAGAUUUGUGAAACACAUUCGAUACCUCCUUAAAGAGCUGUUUUCAGUCUUACAGAAUACCCGCACUUCUUUACUGGAAUCGUAUUCAAGUAACUGAAACUUUUCUAUCGCGUGUAUAAAGAAAAACAAAGCAAAAUUGGCUUUUAGUACUGUCUUCAAGCUUGACUCUCUCUGUCUGGUGAAAGGUUAUUUUCUAAAAAUUUCUUCUUUUGAAAGGAAUCUCUUCUAUCCUUUCCAUUCUUUUCGCUGUUUGUUUAUUCUUUUUAUUUUUGCAUCAUUUAGACAAUCUUUUGUCCAUCGUUUUUCGAAUAUUAUACCGACGAUUCACCAAUUGCCUUUUCCUAGUUUGAACGAUAUAACUCAUUUACAAAAUGAUUUAUCGAAUCGCAGCUAGGUAUCCCAUUCAAGUGAUCGCAGUAGUGUGCAUCCUUGUUUCAAUGGCAUAUUACUCUUUCCUUGAGACUCUAACACAAGAAGAUUUACCCGUCUUGCUUCGUGCAUUGAAGCGAUCUGGUAUAUUAGAUGGUGGUCUUGGUGUUUCCAGUCCUUCUGGAUUAAUUUUGAAGCUCUCAAAGGAUGAAUCUUCUAUCGGUAAUGCUCCUGUAUGGGAGCCUAUCCCAUCUGACCAUGCUCAAGACAAUCUUAACGUCGACUUUGACAUCACCCAAUGGUAUCACCAAACUUCAGCCAGUGUAAAUGUCGAGCAGCUUGCGGAACCCUACCUUCAUGAUUGUCUCUUGCUUGAUUCCUCGUCAGGUUCUUGUAAAAUAUUCUCAAAAGAAGUCGGUAACUGGACAGUUUCAAGUAUCGCCAUUCCUGCUAAUUUGGCCAAUCCUCCCAUUGACUACUUUUUGGAUGACUCCAGUACCGUCGUUCAAAGAAUCCUUCCUGCAAUCCGUGAACAUGGCAUUUCCUGGUCUUGGCUUUUAAAGCUAAUCGCCCGCACUUGGAUGAAUACCUUAAAAAUUACGAGCCAAGCUUCUAAAAUGGAACUUCUCAUCGUUGGUACCGCUUAUGCCUGUAUGUUCAUUUCUAUAAUCUCUGUUUAUCUAAAAAUGAGAAGGCUAGGCUCUAAGUUCUGGUUAUUUUUCAGUGUGUGCAUCUCUACUCUAUUCUCUGUUCAAUUUUCCCUAUCUUUAACACGUUUUUCUGGCGUUCGAAUCAGCCUUGUAUCCUUGAUCGAAAGCAUGCCUUUCUUACUAAACGUGGUUGCAUUGGAUAAGGCAGUAAACCUUACGAGAGUGGUUAUUUCUCGUUGUGCUUCUUCUGAUUCUCGUUCAGCCACACAUGAAGAUGUUGCUGAAGCUUGCCGUGAUGCUGCUCCUCCAAUUCUCCGUCAUUUUUCCUUUGGAAUUGUGGUUUUAGCUAUUUUCUCGUAUUGCAACUUUGGUUUAAAACAGUUCUUUUUAUUUGCCGCCGUCAUGGUUUAUGAUUUGCUUCUACUUUUCACUUUUUUCGUCUCUAUCUUGACUCUCAAUUUAGAAAUGUGCAGGUACAAUGCCAACGAAAACGUGCGACGAGUCUUAAUGGAAGAAGGCUUGUCUGAGCCUGCCGCUCGUCUUGUUGCUGAAACCAAUCAAUUUGCUAAGACAAAUAAGAAGGAUACCUCUCGACCUCUUAGCUGGCUUUACGAACCUCGUUUCCUUUUAGUCAUAGCAUUUGUUGUUUUUAAUCUUUUCGAGCUUUGUUCUAUUCCUUUCAAGCAUUAUGCAGUGACUUCUGCUGCGGCCGCUAGACUGAUUCCUUUGGUUCGCUCGGAGUAUCCAGAAAUUAACCCCCAAGACCUUUUGGAUGACCAUGUCUUUGAUGAAAUUCUCUCUUAUUUGUUUGACUCUACCUAUAACAAGGACACUGUUUCUGUUAGAGUUUUGCCAGCCGUUUUUUAUGGCACUGAUUUAGCCCAAUCCUCUAUCUUCAAGGCAAUUCAUUCUUUUAUACAUAAUUGGACUAAGUCAAUUGGUGGAUCUUUUCUAUCAAAGUGGGUUAUUUUCGGCUUGUCUUUAAGCAUCGGUGCAAACAUUUUCCUUUUGAAUGCUGCCCGGCUAAAUUCUGUAAAAAACGUGGAUGAUAAAAAAGUUGUUGAGAAAGUUGUCGAGGUAGUGAAGUAUCUUCCUCCUUCUGAGAGUCCUUCUUCUGAAUCUACUACUGAAAAUAAUGUUAGCACAAUAACUCGUUCUUUGGAAGAAUGUAUUUCCAUAUAUAAUGAUGGAAAAGUUUUGAGUUUGAAUGAUGAAGAGGUGAUUCAGCUUGUCCUUGCUCGUAAAAUCCCCUUGUAUGCUCUAGAACGUGUUUUGAAGGACAUUGUUAGAGCAGUCGUCAUUCGCCGUGCCGCUGUUUCUCGCUUAUCAAGAACACAAACCCUAGAAAGCUCAAACUGUCCCGUUUAUCACUAUGACUAUUCAAGAGUACUCAACGCUUGCUGUGAAAAUGUAAUUGGCUAUAUACCUUUACCUCUUGGUGUCGCUGGACCACUAGUUAUUGACGGUAAGCCAUACUACAUUCCUAUGGCUACUACGGAAGGUGCUUUGGUUGCUUCAGCUAUGCGUGGUUGUAAAGCCAUUAAUGCUGGCGGUGGCGCUGUUACUGUUUUAACUCGUGAUGAAAUGUCUCGUGGUCCUUGUAUCGCUUUCCCUAAUUUAACGCGCGCAGGUCGUGCUAAGCUUUGGUUGGAUAGUCCUGAAGGAACAGAAGUUAUAACCAAGGCCUUCAACUCUACUAGUAGAUUUGCUCGUCUCAAGCAGAUAAAAACUGCUAUGGCUGGAACUCGCUUAUUUAUUCGGUUUUGCACUUCUACAGGUGAUGCUAUGGGUAUGAAUAUGAUAUCAAAGGGUGUUGAGCAUGCAUUGACUGUUAUGAGUUCUGAAGCUGGAUUCGAGGAUAUGAGUGUUAUCAGUGUAUCCGGAAACUAUUGCACUGAUAAGAAACCGGCCGCUAUAAAUUGGAUUGAUGGACGCGGAAAGAGUGUCAUUGCAGAAGCUAUUAUUCCCGGAGAGGCCGUGAAAUCCAUCCUAAAAACAAGCGUUGAAGAUUUAGUCAAGUUAAACGUUGACAAAAAUCUUAUAGGUAGUGCUAUGGCUGGAAGCGUCGGUGGCUUUAAUGCGCAUGCGGGAAAUAUUGUAACUGCUGUCUUUCUCGCAACGGGACAAGACCCUGCUCAAAACGUUGAGAGCAGCAAUUGCAUCACUCUUAUGGAUAAUGUUGACGGUAAUCUACAGCUUAGUGUUUCCAUGCCUUCCAUUGAGGUCGGAACCAUUGGUGGUGGUACCGUUUUAGAACCUCAACAAGCAAUGCUUGACCUACUAGGUGUCAAAGGAGCACAUUUGACAUCUCCUGGUGACAAUGCUCGUUUACUUGCAAAAAUUGUUGCUGCUGCCGUUAUGGCUGGUGAAUUAUCUUUAUGUUCUGCACUUGCAAGUGGCCACUUGGUAAAGUCUCACAUUGGCCUCAACCGCAGUGCAAUAAACACUCCAGCUGAUUCCAAAGCUUCUCAAUCCUCAAAUACAUCCAAACAGAAUGCUCCUCAUUUAAGUGUUCGUUAAAUAUCCCUCCUUAAAAUUGUCAUAUUAUAAUCAACUAUACGUUUGCGUCAAUACUGAUAUUAGUCACUAUCUCGACAUUAAUGACUCUAGGUUCUAUACCCUUAAAGAUAUUACAUUUAGUAAAAAAACAAAC
Messenger RNA from Schizosaccharomyces cryophilus OY26, 4032 nucleotides. Its product is annotated as 3-hydroxy-3-methylglutaryl-CoA reductase Hmg1. Gene Ontology annotation, cellular component: peroxisomal membrane; endoplasmic reticulum membrane. Bases 732 to 3899 code for a protein of 1055 amino acids. Gene Ontology annotation, molecular function: protein binding; hydroxymethylglutaryl-CoA reductase (NADPH) activity. The record is from RefSeq and is a predicted model, not a curated record. Gene Ontology annotation, biological process: ergosterol biosynthetic process; isoprenoid biosynthetic process; coenzyme A metabolic process. The transcript has a single exon. Lineage: Eukaryota; Fungi; Ascomycota; Schizosaccharomycetes; Schizosaccharomycetales; Schizosaccharomycetaceae.